Molecule: messenger RNA, 1910 nt
Organism: Cicer arietinum (chickpea)
Lineage: Eukaryota; Viridiplantae; Streptophyta; Magnoliopsida; Fabales; Fabaceae
Product: hydroxymethylglutaryl-CoA synthase-like
Biological process (GO): acetyl-CoA metabolic process
Molecular function (GO): hydroxymethylglutaryl-CoA synthase activity
Source: RefSeq, a predicted model, not a curated record
UAUUACUACUAGUACUAGUAAUCUAUUGUUGUUUGUCACAACAAACAAAACAAAACUCCUUACGUCCAAUUCAAACAACACCCUUCAAAAUUUCCACAGAAAAAGGGGUUAGUUGGAAGGAAACAUAGUUGCUUCCAAAUCAACCACACAACAACACUAAGAAGCCAAGAUGCUAUGUCUUAGAUUCAUUUCUUGAAGUAAAAAAAAUAAAACAUCUUUUUAGAUAACAAAAAACACCCAAAACAAAAAAACAUGGCUUCUUCACAUCCCAACAAUGUUGGAAUUCUUGCUAUGGACAUCUAUUUCCCUCCCACUUGUGUUCAACAGGAAGCUUUGGAGGCUCAUGAUGGUGUGGGCAAAGGGAAAUAUACAAUUGGGCUUGGACAAGAUUGCAUGACAUUUUGUACUGAGGUUGAAGAUGUUAUUUCAAUGAGCAUGACUGUUGUUAGUUCACUUCUUGAAAAAUAUAAUGUUGAUCCAAAGAAAAUCGGUCGCUUGGAAGUAGGAAGUGAAACUGUCAUUGACAAAAGCAAAUCCAUUAAAACCUUCCUGAUGCAAGUUUUCGAGGAUAGUGGUAAUAGUGAUAUUGAAGGCGUUGAUUCAACAAACGCUUGCUAUGGUGGAACGGCAGCUUUGUUCAAUUGUGUGAAUUGGGUAGAGAGUAGCUCAUGGGAUGGACGCUAUGGACUCGUCGUAUGUACAGACAGUGCGGUAUACGCCGAAGGACCUGCUCGUCCUACAGGAGGAGCGGCUGCAAUUGCCAUGCUUAUAGGGCCAGACGCUCCUGUGGCUUUCGAAAGCAAACUUAGAGGAAGUCACAUGUCUCAUGCCUAUGAUUUUUACAAGCCAAAUCUUGCAAGUGAAUACCCAGUUGUUGAUGGAAAACUCUCACAGACCUGUUAUCUUAUGGCACUUGAUUCCUGCUAUCGGGUGUUUUGCGAGAAAUUUAAAAAAUUGGAGAGGAGGGAUUUUUCAAUUUCAGAUUCUGAUUAUUUUGUUUUUCAUUCUCCAUAUAACAAGCUUGUGCAGAAAAGUUUUGGUCGGCUAUACUUCAACGACUUCAUGAGGAAUCCAAGUUUUGUUGAUGAAGUUUCUAGACCAACUCUUGCACCUUAUGCAUCCUUCUCCGACGAAGAGAGCUAUCAAAGUCGUGAUCUUGAAAAGGCAAACCAGCUAGCCGCGAGAGAUACAUAUGAUGCGAAAGUACAGCCGAGCACAUUAAUCCCAAAGCAAAUUGGCAACAUGUACACUGCAUCACUUUAUGCCGCAUUUGCAUCCCUCCUUCACAAUAAGCACGACUCUCUGGUAGGCAAAAGGGUAGUAAUGUUCUCAUAUGGAAGUGGUUUAACAGCUACGAUGUUCUCGUUCCGAAUUCGAGAAAGUCAACAUCCGUUUACUUUGUCAAACAUUGUGUCGGUGAUGAAUGUAUCCGACAAGUUGAAGCAGAGAGUUGAGUUUCCUCCCGAAAAAUUUGUCGAAAACACGAAAAUCAUGGAGCACCAUUACGGAGCAAAGGACUUUGUGACCGGCGAAGAUUGCAAAUACUUACUUCCGGGCACCUUCUAUCUCACCAAAGUUGACUCCUUGUAUAGGAGAUUUUACUCCAAGAAGGAUGCUGCGGCGCAAACGUGACGGUUUGAUAAAAGAUGAUGGUUGAUAUCUUCAAAUUUGAAAAGUAUUUUUUUGUUGUGGUCCACCUUCUCCUGUAUUUGAUGCCUUACGGUUAUUUAUUCAACUUAAUGUUUAUAAGCUUUUGUUUAUGUCAAGUAUGUGUAAGAAAUUUCACUUUGAUUAGAAAAGUGAACGCUGGAUAAUAAUAUAUAAGUGAUAGAAUCUAUAUAUUUGAGGAUGACAAUGUGUAUCUAUGAGUAUUUAGUGGAUUUUUAAGUAUUUACGGGUAUUAACGGAUA